Messenger RNA from Gigantopelta aegis, 1154 nucleotides. RefSeq names its product ribonuclease P protein subunit p40-like. The coding region runs from base 7 to 1149 and encodes 380 amino acids. The record is from RefSeq and is a predicted model, not a curated record. Gene Ontology annotation, cellular component: ribonuclease MRP complex; multimeric ribonuclease P complex. Gene Ontology annotation, molecular function: ribonuclease MRP activity; ribonuclease P activity. Lineage: Eukaryota; Metazoa; Mollusca; Gastropoda; Neomphalida; Peltospiridae. Gene Ontology annotation, biological process: tRNA 3'-end processing; endonucleolytic cleavage in ITS1 to separate SSU-rRNA from 5.8S rRNA and LSU-rRNA from tricistronic rRNA transcript (SSU-rRNA, 5.8S rRNA, LSU-rRNA); tRNA 5'-leader removal. The transcript has 8 exons.
AAAAAAAUGUCUGCGCCCAUUAGACAUGAUUUUCCAGCUAGUAAACUAUUAUUUGAAAGAUCAUCGUUCUUAAAGGAGAAAAGUAAACAUGCAAAACACAUUGGGAACCACUAUUUUAAUUAUGCUGUUUCAAUGGUUCUACCUGGUGUGGAGACGGUGCCCAGUGUUAUGACAGAACGUCUUGUUGACGAACAGGCAUUUCUCGUAUGCAAUCUUCCAGCAUGUGCUCUAAUUGAUAAAGAAUUUAUAGAAGCAUUUGUCAAGAAAGGUGAGAUGUACAUGUUGUCACAUGGGACAAACAUUGAUACAGACAAUUGUGUGGCUCUGCUGCCAGAUGGGACUCUUGUGUUAAACCUCACCAAAGACACAUACGAGCAGCUUGGAUUGGAAGGAAGGCCGUCAACAUUCAGCUGCAGACAUGAGAAACCCAGGAAGUGUGGUAAAUAUUUCACAUCACUACUACUGGGAGAGAAACCCAGGAAGUAUGUUGUCCAUGUAGAUAUGAUGGCUGAUUGUUUCACACCAGGAAAGAAGAAUUACGACAGAGUAUUGAGGUGUCUUCGUGACUCUGUCGAUUUACUGUUUGACUUCUUGGUGCUGUGGGUUCCAUCAGGCGACAGAAUCUGCCCCAGCACCAUGGACGUGUAUUUCAGAAACAGAGGUUACUCUGUGAAACCCAUCCCCGCCAAACAGAGAACAAGACGUCUGACCAACAUCGCUGUCCCAAAGAUCAGUAACAAGAUGGCCGCCAUCGACAAACAGACAUAUGAGGAGAUAUUCGAAUUCAUCGGAGCAACAGCUUGUGGUGUUGACUUAUCAGAAGGUGAAGCUGGUAAUUUCAUCACCACUCUGUUGUGUCCGGAACCUGCAGAAUUUUGUCAGGAAUGCUGCUCCUACUCUGCUAGAGGGUUCUUCUCACCAGCCACCAUUGAACACAUGAUUCAUCAAAUGAGGUCUUUAUUGACGACUCACACAAAUAUUCCGUGGGCCUCACUCACCGUCCAUGGUUUCCUCGACUCACCCGUGUCGUGGAGCCACCGGGAACAUGGAUUCCACUCCGAGGGAGACAACUCCUACACGUUUCUUGUGUUUCCUGAUCAACAGUAUUGGCUGUAUUCUGCUUUCGGGUCUAAUGACGUUUGUCAAUAAAUGAU